UCAACGUGCAGAUCUGCGGCUGCAGCCCUGCACCUGGAAUCAAACUCACGUAGGAAGCAAAUUACUGCAGAUGGCAGUGGAUACCACCAUGCCAGGUCUAGGACCCACUGUUGGGAUUUUGAAAACUGUGGUCGUCGGCAAAGUUGCACCGAGCUUCACCACGGAGCAUCCCGAAGUCAUUUAUCCGAGUGUCUACGACUUGUUCGUCUUGGAUACUUACAUACCCAUCGUUAGCCUGUACCGGUUGGACAAUACUCUUCCGUCGGCGUUCUCGGCCUUCAUCCGUAACGUGAAAGACUCUUUGAGCAAGCUUCAGAGUUUGUAUUAUCCCCUGGCGGGGAAGUGGGUUGUAGCAGAAGAUUUGAACAUACGGAAACUGCUCUGCAACGAUGAAGGAGCAGUGUUCGUGGAGGCGACGGUUGACGACGAGAUGGAUAAAUAUUUUGACUUCGCCCACGACUUCAACCCUCCCAAUGAGCUGUUCGGAGAACUUGCUAUUCCCGGAUUCUGUGCUGAAGAUGCGCACAAGAUGCCGCUGAAUAAAGAGUGGCCCAAUUUGCUUGUUCAGGUGACCGGCUUCAAGUGUGGGGGAGUUGCCCUCGUCGUAGCCUAUAACCACAUGUUCACGGAUGGGUUUGCCAUCGAUCGGUUUUUGAAGGCUUGGUCAGAAAUUGCAGCAACCGGGCACACGUCCAUGAAGCCCAAUUUCGAUCGAUCCUCGCUGCCCACAUUAUUCGACAAAGCGCAAAUGUUCGGAUUGAGUCCGGACAUGAAGAACGUGGACGAUGUGCUGGCAAACGUGUUCAGGACUUAUAACACUGCUCGGAGCUUCCGCAGUAGUCCAUAUCGAUCCGUAAGUAAGUGCUACCAGAUCCAUCCGGACGCCGUCGAGAGGCUGCGACGGAAGGCGAAGGAAGGCCAGGCCUCAGAGAGCCUGGAGCUGCCAGAACGACUCACGAAUUUUGAAUGCAUCUCGACUCAGAUGUGGCGAUGCUUCUCGAGGCUACCGGUCGUCCAUGAACACAUGACCGGCAGCGAGAAGGUAUAUUUCAGCUUUCCGAUGGAAGCAAGGGAGCGAACGUGCAAUCCACCGCUAAUGGAAGAUUUUGUCGGUAACAUGUUUGUGAUAGUGUCGCCCCCGGUCCAGACGGGCGCUGAGCUUCGCCAGAAGUCGUUUGCCUUCGCAGCAUGCAAAGUCCACGAGUCUAUUCUCGACCUGAACGCCGAUUCGGCCGAGGACCGCUGGACAACUACCACUCAUGCACGCUUGCAGAAGUCGCAGUCUGAGAACCCCGAGAGCUGCCCGACUGUUCUGCAAACUGGACUGACCUCAUGGAUCCAAUUUGCAAACUUCUACGCUCUGGAUUUCGGAUUUGGCAUCCCACUGCGCGUCACCCCAUGCAUUUUCUACACGAUUCCGGAAUUUCAUAUGGCUUAUCUUAUGCCUCCUCACCCCCAGUCCGGAGCUGUUGCUGACAUUAUGCUGCGUUUAAGCCCCAGGAUGUCUGAGUUGAUUCUUCAAGAUCCUGAUUUCCUGGAUCUAGUCUCAUAAGCCGAUCUGUGACGCGAAGUAAAUUUCCCGAGCGACUUUCGAGUCUCAUGAGAAUGUACACGACCGUUAAGUAUGUUCUGUGAUGGCGGUAUAGUUCCGCGCAUGUAAUCCCAUAGCUCUAGAGCAGUUGGUAUCCAUGAUUUCAUAGAUUGUCUUCAAAUCGUUGAAUCUGAUCCGAUCUAGUUUUAUUCAACUUAGUUUCACUAUUUACUUGUACAGUAGGGAUCGAUGAACUUUUAUAUGUAGGAAUUGCAAAUAUAUUGUUCAUAAAAGAUUUCUCUAAUUCAUGCUUGAGAUGGUUGCCAA
Marchantia polymorpha subsp. ruderalis is the source of this 1858-nucleotide messenger RNA. Lineage: Eukaryota; Viridiplantae; Streptophyta; Marchantiopsida; Marchantiales; Marchantiaceae. The record is from the annotation of a GenBank genome assembly.